GGUUGUAGGCAUCAACGUUGACAGUGAGUCAUUGAACAGGAGCUAUGGGUGGGGAGAUGCUUGGCCAGUGGGGAUACGGAUGGAGACAAUUGGACACUUCCCUAUCUUGCUAACGUUAUGCUUGAACCAUUUAUCAGGCCAACCAUCAGGGCAAGGACAUCCAUUGUCCUUCUACAUCUAGGUAUAAAAGAAGGCUGCAAUACCUAUCAACAGUCCAGAGCCGAUAACCAUAUAUCAACUUUUACCUGUCUUUCAAAGAUACACGCACAUAUUCAGCACAAUGGCAUCACCAUCAGCACACAUACUCGACAAAUCCAACUACUCCAAACACAAUCUUGUGACACUCCCACCAGAGCCUCUCCCACAACUUCCGCCCUCUUCCAUUCGCAUACAAUCUAAAAUCCUGGGUCUUACCACGAACAAUUUCAGUUACGCCCGCAUUGGCCAUAUCCUCGGCUGGUGGGACACCUACCCUCUGCCCCCAAACACCCCAGCACCCUUCAAUGACAGCGAGAAAUACGGUCGUAUCUCAGCAUGGGGAUACGCAGAGAUCCUCGAAUCCACCGUCUCCUCCAUUCCAGUGGGCCACACAGUCUACGGCUUCCUCCCCAUCUCGGAUCUCCCUGAGGACCUAGCCAUAGAAGAUGCCGGAUACAAGAACCAACUCGUAGUCACGAGCCCACACCGCCAGCACCUCUGGAAAGUCUACAACCGGUACCAACUCACCCCACCACUGAGCGAGCUGGAGGCCUCCCCCGGCCUGGAGUUCCUCGCCUGGGACGCCCUGAUGCAGGGCCUCUUCGCGACGUCGUAUAACCUCAACAAGUACGGUUUCGCGUGGGACGAGAAGAAUCUCUGCCACCCUACGGGACUCCCCACCACCAAUGACGAUGCUGACGACACCCUUGAUUCUUGGAAGAACAAGGAUGCAGACCUGUCGGGCGCAAGCGUCAUCGUGCUGAGUGCGAGCGGGAAGACGGCAAUGGCAUUCGCGCAACAGGUGAAGAAUAACAGACCGAAAGAGCAUCAGCCGAGGGCCGUGAUCGGCGUUGGAUCAGAGGCGUCGCGGAGUUUGAGCGAGGGGAGUGGAUUCUAUGAUAAGACGGUCUUGUAUGGAGAUUUCGACGCUGUGAAGACGGAGAUUGAGAGUGCGGGGCCGCAUCGAACGGUGGUGAUUGACUUUGGUGGCAGACCGGGAGCCCUCGAGGCCUGGGACAGCGCUUUUGCAGGCCUGUCUGAGACGCAUCCUUAUACAUUCGUGAGAGUGGGUGGGGAGGUUACGCCACAGGUUCCCAAGACGGCUACUGUGAGAUCGACGCCAUCUACGAAGAGCGUGCAGGUCAAUGCAAAUGUAUUGAGGGAAAAAGGGAUCGGACUCGGUGGUGACGAGUACUUCUCCGAGUUCUAUGAAGAGUUUAAUAAAUUCAAAAGCAACGGCGGCAUUCCAGGCUCCCACAUCAAAUGGGGCAGUGGUAUGAAGGGAUGGGAGGAGGGCUGGGAUGCGCUAUGCAAAGAUAAAGUCAGUGCUGACACUGCUUUGGUGUUCAAAUUGGAGUAGGUCAUUGCCAGAUGCUAUUCAAAGGUAGUAAGAGAUACAAAUUAGAAGGUGGCGCCUUGCUGGACAGGACGCCGUUUACUCCAGCUAGUUAUCUUCACAACGAAAGGCGAUUUUGGCUACGCAAGUAUUGGAAUGAAACUUUUCAUUAAUGAUAG
Molecule: messenger RNA, 1713 nt
Organism: Aaosphaeria arxii CBS 175.79
Lineage: Eukaryota; Fungi; Ascomycota; Dothideomycetes; Pleosporales
Exons: 1
Coding region: 281-1558 (425 amino acids)
Source: RefSeq, a predicted model, not a curated record